Molecule: messenger RNA, 1017 nt
Organism: Medioppia subpectinata
Lineage: Eukaryota; Metazoa; Arthropoda; Arachnida; Sarcoptiformes; Oppiidae
Source: the annotation of a GenBank genome assembly
AUGAAUAGCGGUAACGGCUAUGCAAUGCCUCCGCCCUCCACGUCGACGGCCGCCAAACGCGUGGCCGCAGACCUCACUCAACAGAUCCACGACAACCAUAAGAGACCCAAACGUGAUAUGAAUGACAAUAUCGUUGCCGACAAUCACUUGAUUAACACAAACUUCGGUUUUGAUCGCAAUCUAACUCUAGUGACCAACUCUUUGAACAAUUUGACCACAAAUGGACACCAAUUGGACGACCACUUCGGCGACGGCCUCUCCGACGACGAGCUGAACGAUGUGUUGAGUCAAGUGGCGGAACACCACCAACCCGUCCAUCAGAUCCAUCAGAUCCGCUUCCACUCCACCACCGCUGCCGCCAAUGGACGCAAUCCGUCACAACUGAGCACUCAAUUCAUACGAAUGGCCGAUCAGGUCAUGUCCACCGAUGAGACCCAAAACAAUGGCAGUUCGGGUCAAACGAAUGGCCACAACAAUGGGGGCGGUAUUGCGAGCGCCGAAGCGAAUGAGGGAAGGAUUAAAAUACUUGAGUCUCGGAACCAGAAGUUGAGCGAAGAGUUGGCUAAUUAUAAAUCACAAGUGAUUCAAACGAAGAGACAAGUGGUUGACGUUAGGACUGAGUAUAAGCAACAGAUCGGAGACAUUAACCGCAAACACGAGUCCGAAAUGCUGUUCACAAAGAGUGAACUCCAACUCUGCCAACAGAUGAACGAGAAGUUGCAGACAUUCAUCGACAGCAAGUCCUUCGCCGACGGAAAUAAAGUGGAAUUUGUGUCCAAUUUUCUCAAGAAUCGCAAUCAUAGCCAAACGUUUUCGCAGUUAAAAAUGCAAGAGUUUUACGGGCCGUUACCGACGCAGCCGUUGUCGACGCAACAGAUGAGCGGAUCCGCUAUCGGGUCGACGCCCGACAGGAAUGUAUUUAAGACACCGAACAGUAUAAGAAUGAGUCAAUCGUAUCUGUCGUCGACGCCCACCGAAAUACCGGCCACACAAUCGCCGUAUCAUUUCUAUUUGUAA